GUGCCUUCCUGUUGCCAAUUCCCUUGGUUCCCAUGGUUCCAUGGUUCCUUCCCUUCCCCAUGGCAUGGAUCUCGCUCGUCUCUCAUCUCAUUUUUCUCCCGUAAUGCCCCUCUCUCCCAUCCACACAAUUCCAGAUCCUGUGCCGUUGGUCCCGCUCUUCUGCUCUUCUGCUCUUCUGCGCUGCUUCUUCUCCUCCCUCAGACAAUACAGCAUUCAUGCAUGUGCGCAUCUCUCGCCGGUGAUGUAUGGCGAAAAGUCCUGGGACCCAGCAGCAGCCCUCUGCACCCACUCGCGUCAACUUUGCACAAUCCUUGCUCGGGAACACGACCCUCUGCAUACCGCCUGCAUAUCUGGUGCCUCCACCCCUACCUUACUCUAUCUUUGCCAAGAUGGGGUGUGGUGAUACUCAUAGCCUUGGCUGGCUAGGAGGGUAGUGACUAGACAAGCACCAAGGCAUAGAGGGGCAGCAUCGCCGUUAUCGCCUGCACAGAAUUCCCUCUUAUGGGCAUAUAUAACACCAGUGACAUCCCUUCAUAACAAUCACUACAUGGCACUCCCAACAGCACAUGUUGUCACCCUUGACCAACCACCCUGAUCUAGGUUGAUCUUUGACUAAUUACUCUCAUCUCACAGACCUCAUUUACACUGCUCCCUUGUUAAUUCCAAUCAGAGCGCCUCGACCUUGAUCCCAAUAUCCUCCAACUACAUUACUCGAUUCAUGAUCCGGCAGUAUGGGCAAGCAGGAGAGGGCAGCUCAGAACUACCCUAAACAACCAUUCUUACUCACAGUAGACGAAACUGUCGAACACACUGCAACAUGCCUCGACUCGGGUCUGACGGACGUCCAAGUCCAGCAGUACCAAGACAAGUAUGGCCCCAAUCGACUCGAAGGUGACGGAGGAGUUGCUUGGUACUCCAUUCUGGGCAAGCAAAUUUCCAAUGCCAUGAUUUUGGUUCUGGUCCUUGCAAUGGCCUUGUCAUACGGCGUCCAAGACUUCGUGGAAGGCGCCGUCAUCACCGGUGUCAUCGUCCUCAACGUCACCAUCGGAUUCUAUCAAGAGUUUCGCGCGGAAAAGAAAAUGGAUGCUUUACGCUCGCUCUCUUCUCCCUCUGCAAAUGUUGUCCGCAAUGGCAAUGAAUCUACCAUCCCCUCAGGUGAAGUGGUCCCCGGUGACAUUGUCUCCAUCAAAACAGGCGACACCGUUCCUGCAGAUAUCAGACUUUUCGAGGUCAUGAAUCUCGAAUGUGACGAAGCAAUCCUGACCGGAGAAGCUCUUCCUGUUGCCAAAGAAGUAGAUUUCGAGGCCAAAGGAUCAAUUGCAAAAGAGGAUCUCGGCCUAGGUGACCGCCUUAACAUCUGUUAUUCCUCGUCCACCGUCACCAAAGGCCGUGGUCGCGGCAUUGUCGUCUAUACGGGCAUGUCCACUGCCAUCGGUGGCAUCGCCGCUUCUAUGCAAAAGAAGCGUCGCAAGCCGAAUCGGUCCAUGUCGCGUAAGAAACAUGGACCUCUACAGCCCAUCAAGGGAGGUACUCUGCGCGCUUGGGAUAGUGUCUUGAAAUUUCUCGGCCUUACAGAGGGCACACCCCUACAAAUAAAGCUUAGCAAGCUUGCCUACGUCCUCUUUGGCUGCGCUCUUCUCCUUGCCAUCAUCGUCUUUGGUGUCAAUCGCUUCCACGUUACCAGUGAGGUGGCCAUCUAUGCAAUCUCAACUGGCAUUGCCAUUAUUCCUGAGUCUCUCAUUGCUGUCCUCACAAUCACAAUGGUCGUUGGUAUGACCCAAAUGAGGAGGCGGAAAGUCGUCGUUCGACAGCUGAGCGCCCUGGAAGCUCUCGGCGGCGUCACAAAUAUCUGCUCUGAUAAGACUGGUACGCUGACACAGGGAAAGAUGGUUGCCAGAAAGGCCUGGAUCCCCGGUGUUGGCAUCUACAGUGUAGAAAAUUCGAACAAUGCUUCCGAUCCAACCGAAGGCACCAUCACCUUUGGCCUGGCACCAAAAUCCCGCAAGGAGGUUGACGCAGAGAGGCUUGCUCGGCAAGAAGCUCUUGACCAAAAGCGAUCCAUCGCCAACGUGGCCUUUGAUGUUCCAAAAGAAAAAUUUGAAAAGGAUAAUCACGGUAGUGAACCCCAACAGACUGUUGUGAAGCAGAAUCCCGAAGUCACCCCAGAACUACAGGCUUUUCUCGAGUCUGCCGCACUCUGCAAUCUUGCAACUGUCCGCAAGGUCACAGAAGACGGUCAAGAGAAAUGGAAGACUGCCGGCGAUCCAACCGAGAUUGCCCUUCAGAUUUUUGCACAUCGAUUCAAUUUUGGCAAGACAGUACUCAAGGAGCAAGGCUGGCUGCAAACCAUGGAAUAUCCCUUCGAUAGUUCUAUCAAACGCAUGUCUGUCGUGUACAAAAAGCCUGAGGAGGAGCAGUCACUCAUUUUUACCAAAGGCGCCGUGGAACGCAUUCUCGAUCUCUGCACCACGGCCGGUGUCGCAGACAAAGUACAAGAAAUCACACCAGACUUCAAAGAGCACAUCUUGGAACAAAUGACUUUCCUUGCCGAGCAAGGUUUGCGUGUGCUUGCGAUUGCUCGUAAGUUUACCGCUGUGGCCAUCCAUGAGCAUAAAGAGGUUCCACGUGCCGAGGUCGAGAAAGACCUGUGCCUGUUGGGACUUGCUGGACUCUACGACCCACCUCGACUGGAAACCAAAGGCGCCGUUCAAGCAUGUACAACCGCUGGUAUUACUGUGUCCAUGCUGACUGGCGACCAUCCAUCAACCGCGGCCGCCAUUGCGAAGGAGGUUGGCAUCAUUCCCAAGAACAUGGGUGCAUUGGCUCCGGAAGUUGCUGCCGCAAUUGUCAAGACAGCAAUGGAAUUUGAUAAGAUGACUGACGAAGAAAUUGACAAGUUGCCAACACUACCUCUUGUCGUGGCUCGAUGCGCGCCGGAAACAAAAGUUCGGAUGAUCGAAGCCCUCCACCGUCGUCACAAGUUUGCUGCAAUGACCGGCGAUGGCGUGAAUGAUUCACCCUCGCUGAAACUUGCAGAUGUUGGCAUCGCUAUGGGUCUCAAUGGAUCGGACGUGGCCAAGUCUGCUUCUGAUAUUGUUCUGACAGACGACAAUUUUGCGAGUAUUGUCAACGCGGUGGAGGAGGGCCGACGCAUGUUCGACAACAUCCAGCGUUUUGUCCUCCAUCUUCUUACGUCCAACGUGGGUGAAGUCAUCCUGUUGAUCUGUGGACUUGGAUUCCAGGACGAUAGCGGUUUCUCUGUGUUCCCUCUGUCACCUCUACAAAUUCUCUGGAUCAACAUGCUCACCUCCUCGUUUCCCGCGUUUGGUCUCGGCCGGGAGAAGGCGUCUCCUGAAGUCAUGGAGCGGCCACCUCACGAUAACAAGACAGGUGUCUUCACUUGGGAGCUCAUCACCGAUAUGCUGGUGUACGGCACCAUUCAAGGGACAUGUUGUCUGAUGACUUUCAUUUUCAUCGUUUAUGGUCCAGGACCGGAUGGACUUGGCCAAGAUUGCAACCAUCAUUAUAGCGAAUCUUGCGAUGUCGUGUUCCGGGCUCGAGCAGCAGUCUUUGCAGAGCUUACCUGGUUGAUUCUUAUCUCUGCGUGGGAGUUCAAAGCCAUGAGACGGAGCAUGUUCCGGAUCAAUCCUCAUGACACACACCCAUUUCCCUUCUUCAAAGACAUCUGGGAGAAUCAAUUCCUCUUCUGGUCUGUCGUGAUUGGCGCGCUGUCGGUGUUUCCUGCAGUCUACAUUCCUGGCUUGAACACGGAUGUUUUCAAGCACAAGGGGAUCACGUGGGAGUGGGCACCUUGCGUCAUUUGCGUCUUUAUCUUUGUUGGUGGCAUGGAAGCCUGGAAGUUUGCCAAACGAACGUUUGGCUGGUUCGAAGCUGAAGAGACAGAAGGCAUGAAGGCAAGGCGGCACGCUCGGACUGCAUUGGGUCUCAAGCAAGGCUUUUUCACGCUCGCUCGCAGCUUUACCAAGUCGCGCAGCGAGGAGAAGAGGUCGAUAAGUCGGGCGAGCAGCUUCAGGCCUGACAGGCUUGAUCACGCACCUCCUCAGCUCCUGAUGCAAAAGCAGGAAGUUUAGAAGUUGGGGGUUGAUGUUUGAUUAACGCGGACCGUGUCAUGGACAGACUGGCGUUUGGGGCGAGUGUGGUAGAGAAAACCAACUUGUAUUGGGACAACAGGUAACAAGACGUAAGUGACUCUCGGGCGGAGAUUCAGGCUGUGACAUGUUGAGAUAGACUAGAUUGUAUGCUUACGAGGAAAUGGGUCUCGAGCGACACGAGAAGCGUCAGCAAUUUGAUUUAAUAUGAAGCCGUCAGCAGUGCCAUUGUUUGGAUGCAUGGCUUCAAGCUGUUUAGAUAAGACAAGAUAACGAGUAAGAAAUAUACGCGAUGAUGACAUUAA
Molecule: messenger RNA, 4414 nt
Organism: Exophiala mesophila
Lineage: Eukaryota; Fungi; Ascomycota; Eurotiomycetes; Chaetothyriales; Herpotrichiellaceae
Product: potassium/sodium efflux P-type ATPase, fungal-type
Exons: 2
Coding region: 732-4091 (1119 amino acids)
Biological process (GO): calcium ion transmembrane transport; intracellular calcium ion homeostasis
Cellular component (GO): plasma membrane
Molecular function (GO): ATP binding; ATP hydrolysis activity; P-type calcium transporter activity
Source: RefSeq, a predicted model, not a curated record